AUGAGCUACUACAGCGGCUACUACAGAGGCCUGGGCUACGGCUAUGGUGGCUUCAGAGGCCUGGGCUGCGGCUAUGGCUGUGGCUGUAACAGCUUCCGCAGACUGGGUUAUGGCUGUGGUUAUGGAGGCUACGGAUAUGGCUCUGGCUAUGGAAGCUAUGGUUCUGGCUCUGGCUAUGGAGGCUACAGAUAUGGCUGCUGCCGCCCUUCAUGCUGUGGAGGGUAUGGGUUCUCCAGUUUCUACUGA
Messenger RNA from Psammomys obesus (fat sand rat), 246 nucleotides. RefSeq names its product keratin-associated protein 19-3-like. The record is from RefSeq and is a predicted model, not a curated record. Lineage: Eukaryota; Metazoa; Chordata; Mammalia; Rodentia; Muridae. The transcript has a single exon. Bases 1 to 246 code for a protein of 81 amino acids.